AUGGGAUCUUUUGAAGAGCUGAAGUACAAAUUUAUGCAUUUAUUACGAGUUUUCGCUGAUAAUCCUGUGGAAACAGCACAAAAUUUCCUUCUCUUCUUCUGUUUUUUAGUCCUUGUAGUUCUGAUUUUCAACUGGAAAGUUCAGAAAGCAAUUGCCAAACAACGAAAAAUCCAGAAGAAACGGGAGAAGGUGCUGAAACUGUUACAAGGAAAUCGAUAUGAGCAGGCCACUCUAGCUACAGAAGCAGAUGCUGAGGACCAUGCAAAGCAGGAGUAG
Messenger RNA from Auanema sp. JU1783, 276 nucleotides. Lineage: Eukaryota; Metazoa; Nematoda; Chromadorea; Rhabditida; Rhabditidae. The record is from the annotation of a GenBank genome assembly.